AUGGCGACGGCAGCAGCUCACAAGACAUCACCUCCUGGCACGACGCCCAGUUCUCCGCAACCACCACAUUCCUCGGGCCCAUCGCCGCACCACGAUCUCCGCCAUGUUACCUCCAUCCCUUCCAUGCCCACGGGCGCUGGUAGUAGGAGAACGAGCAGGCUGGUCAGCAGCGGCAGCAUUCCGAGCUCUCCUACGAGCAUACAUUCCGCCGAGUCCAACAUCUUCGAGCGCGAUAUAGAGGCCCCCGUCACCCUUCACCCGCCCGCGCACCACCACCAAUCCUCGCACUCGUCGCCUGCCUCCUCUCCUCCCGGCAUAGCGUCCCCGAGCUGCCCGCAGCAUAACCCGCAUCUGAUACCCCGCGCGCAUAACACCCUCGAGCACUCUGUCCCGUCUGUUCUCGACAGCGCUGCGACCGUCUUGACUGAGCUCUCGCCGCGCGAGGUCGAAGAGAUCAGCGUCGUGACGCCCUCUGUUCAUGCGCCGAGCCCCCAGUCGCGGGGCGCGUCGCCGCGCAUGUCGAUGCUCGGCAUUGGCUCGCCCCCGGGCACCGUUCGCAGUGGUUACACGUCGCCCGCGGCCGCAACUAGCCGCAGCCCUAGUCCGGCGCUUGGUCGCGAAGGGCUCAUGCUGAAUAUCCCCCAGCAACCCCCGCUCAUACGCGAGGACAGCGGGAUCACUCGCAGCUCGCCGACCACCUCUGCAUACUUCAGCACUGCAAGCUCUCCAUCUGUCUCGCCCCGCUCUACGCACGCGGAUCUCGAAGGGGAUGCGGCGCACCAGGGGCACAUACGCGAGGAGACGGUGACGACUCGUGACCGCGGCGCGACCAUCCGCGGCGGCGAGAAGCCCCGCCAGGCGUCGACCUCGACCACCGCGUCCGCCGCCUCGAUCGCCUCGCACACCAUCAACAAGCGCCUGUCGUUCAUCUCGUACAGCGAUCUCCUCGCGAGCACGCCCGCGUCUACCCUGCCUCUCUCCGCCCUGACGUCCAACCUGACCAGCGCGGAUGUGGAAGGCCUGGAGGCCCAGGGUGCGAGCCCAGGCGGCAGCCCUCUCCUGGGCGGCUCUGCGUCAUGGGGCGCCGGGUCCACGUCCGGCUCGCUCGGCGCGGGCUCCGCUGCUGGGUCACGUGCGGCGUCCCUCCGCGGCAACCGCGACUCGACCUACCUGCCGUCGCUCGAGCUCUCCCUCAACGGGAUCGCUGCAGCCGCCGCUGCUUCUCCCAGCCCCGAGUGGGAGCGCGAGGGCCUUGGCCGCGGUCUUGAGGAGCGCCUCCUCGCUUGA
Molecule: messenger RNA, 1287 nt
Organism: Schizophyllum commune H4-8
Lineage: Eukaryota; Fungi; Basidiomycota; Agaricomycetes; Agaricales; Schizophyllaceae
Exons: 4
Coding region: 1-1287 (428 amino acids)
Source: RefSeq, a predicted model, not a curated record